AUGACGCCCCCUGCCCGAGGUCGGGGGACUAGCCAACGCAGCCCGACCGUCUUGGUCACAGAUUCCCGCGACCAGCAACCCCCUUCAACCGCCCGACGCCGGCGCUCCCCCGCAACCCGCUUCAUCACCGUAGACAACGUCCUCCAAUAUGCUUCAGACGUCCCCUCAAUGCAGCAACGCGGCCCACCACCAACCUCAAGAUCCCGACGCCUCGCAUCCGCCGCUGGCAGCCUGAUCGGCAGCUCGGGAAGCAGCAGUUCCAGUGCCGUCGCAUCAGCCGCUGGCAAAGCCGGCCGACUAGCCGCACAGCCGCGUCUCCCACCACGAACAACGAAAGUCAGCGAGAAGCUAGUCCUCCUGCCCGACACGGGUGAGCUAGGUGAAGCCGAGAUCGACGACGAGGACUAUGUGCCCGAGGACCACGCGGAUCUCGUGGACGAAGAGGUCGUCGCUCGUAUUGCCCGGGAGAAAAAUGUCGAUCCGGAAAUGGUGAGGCAUCAAUUGCUUGUGCAGAAGCGGCUUGGUGGGGAUUUCGGUGUUGAUAAUGAUAUUGCGCCGUUGCUUGCUGAGGAGGAGAUUCUAAGGAAACGUCGUGUUGCGCCGGAGCGUGCGAAGAGUUAUGCGGAGCGGUUGCCGAAGGCGCGUCGGACGGAGAAGCUGGCUCGUGUUACAGCUUAUUGUACCGCUCAGGCUUAUAAGAUGGGAUCGCUUGCUUCUUUUGUUAAGGAGUGGCAUGGUGGACGGACGAAGCUUUAUGAUGAUUGUCUGUAUACGGCUUAUCAUCUGCCGCUUUUGCCCGGUCAUGAGGGUUAUCGGUUGCGAAGUAGCCCUGUGUUGAAGUAUCCUGGUGGGAAAUCACUGCUGGAUGAGGAGAUUGAGCGCAAUGAACUUCGUGAUCAUCAUGAUGAUUUCGGGGUCGAGGCUGAGGAGCAUUCUGUCGGUGGGCGGAAUCGUCCUGAUGAGGAGCAUCAUUAUGAGGCUUCACCGGGAGACUCGGGUGUUCACAGUUCUCAUGAGGAGCAUCGGGAGGAGUUCCUGAACCGUAUCUCUGAGGAGGCUCAUCGCCUGCCAGACGAGCAUGAGCAUGCUGCCAGCUCUGGCGAGAGCGUGGAUAGGCUGCAGCAUAUUCCACAGUCCAAUGGCACAGAGGAGAACCGGCCGCCAUCGCCUGAGCCUGCUGUCCGCCGUCGUCGACACAGCACCGAUGACAGCCAUGCUUUACUCCGAGACCGUCCCUCCCCACCACUCCAUGCAACAUCCGCGCCAUCAUCAACACCUCAAGCCCCAGCCCGCACCUUGUACAACGUCGCCGAGAUGUUCGUCUUCAGCUACGGCGUCGUCGUCUUCUGGAACUUCACAGAACGUCAAGAGAAGGAUCUCCUCGCCGAUCUGGCAUUCGCUACAUCCUCCGUAACGGGCAUCCCCGUCCCAUUGGCGACAAUGCCGCUCGACGAAGAAGACUUUGAGACAGAGGAAUUCCACUUCGAAUACUCGACCGAGAUCCUCCGUCCCCGUGUCUACAAUGACAUGAUCACCCUCCGCAGUGGCGACCACAUGAUCAAACUCGCUAUCAGUCAUGGCAUAGCCCAAAGUACGAAGCUAUGCUUCUUCGAAGAAGUCAUGGCCCGCCAAAUGGAUGAUGCAAAGGACGUCCCGAGACGACUCGCCGUCACAGGCCAACUAGGCAUGAAACGCGAAGAAGUCUUCCGAAUCCUAGGCCGGCUAUUCAAAAGUCGUGUCGAAGUCAACCUUUCAUCAAACAUGCUCGACGUCCCGAACUUCUUCUGGGAAAGCGAACCAACCCUCUACCCCCUCUACAUCGCCGUACGCGAAUACCUCGAAAUCAAACCCCGAAUCCAAGUCCUCAACGAACGAUGCCGCGUCUUCUUAGAUCUCGCUGAGAUUCUAUCUGACUCGAUAGCUGAUAACCGCACUUCCCACCAAACAUGGAUCAUCAUCGUCCUAAUCAUCAUCUCUAUCAUUGUCACAAUGGCCGAAGUCUUCCUUCGCUUUGGUCUGCUACACGCUCGCGAAGGUGAAGGCGCUGUCGGUACACCGGCUGGUAUCAUUGCCCGCGCUAUGGGACGGUCUGUUCCGUCUCCGGCGUCUGGUUGGUAUCCGGCUAAUAUGCCUGCUGGGUGUGUUUGUCCUUCUAUGGGGACUGGUGUUAAUGGUGCGGAGAUAGGUAUUAGUGGGAUGAUGGGGCUUUGA
Messenger RNA from Penicillium arizonense, 2211 nucleotides. Its product is annotated as RMD1 family protein. The record is from RefSeq and is a predicted model, not a curated record. The coding region runs from base 1 to 2211 and encodes 736 amino acids. The transcript is spliced from 4 exons. NCBI's taxonomy places the organism in Eukaryota, Fungi, Ascomycota, Eurotiomycetes, Eurotiales, Aspergillaceae.